Molecule: messenger RNA, 1727 nt
Organism: Gastrolobium bilobum
Lineage: Eukaryota; Viridiplantae; Streptophyta; Magnoliopsida; Fabales; Fabaceae
Product: NAC domain containing protein 50-like
Exons: 4
Coding region: 119-1543 (474 amino acids)
Biological process (GO): regulation of DNA-templated transcription
Molecular function (GO): DNA binding
Source: RefSeq, a predicted model, not a curated record
UGUUGCUUGACCCUCAAUCAAAGACCCAUCUUUUCCGUUUUGCUUAGGCAACUUCACCACUGAAGCCCUAAUCACCAUAUCCACAACCCCUUUUGGUUCCUUACUCUCCACCAUUAACAUGGGUCGCGAAACUGUUUUUCUUCCAGCCCCACCAACCCCAUCCACCACUGCCAUCACCACAGUGAACCCACCACUACCAGCACCAGUGGCAGCAUCAUCACCAUCAGCAUCAGCAUCAGCAGCACCUACCUCACUUGCUCCUGGGUUCAGGUUUCACCCAACUGACGAGGAGCUUGUUAUUUAUUACCUAAAGCGCAAGGUUUGUGGGAAAAACUUCCGAUUUGAUGCCAUAUCUGAGGUUGAUAUAUACAGGAGCGAGCCCUGGGAACUAUCAGAUAAAUCAAGGUUGAAGACCAGGGACCAAGAAUGGUAUUUUUUCAGUGCAUUGGACAAGAAAUAUGGGAAUGGUGGGAGAAUGAACAGGGCUACGAACAAAGGGUACUGGAAAGCCACUGGGAAUGAUCGCCCAGUUAGGCAUGAACAAAGGACUGUGGGGUUGAAGAAAACAUUGGUGUUUCAUAGUGGCCGAGCUCCAGAUGGUAAGAGGACUAAUUGGGUCAUGCAUGAGUACAGGCUUGUUGAGGAAGAGCUUGAGAGGGCUGGGAAUGGAUCCUCUCAGCCUCAGGAUGCUUAUGUCUUGUGUAGAGUAUUUCACAAAAAUAACAUAGGACCUCCAAAUGGGCAACGAUAUGCACCCUUCAUUGAAGAGGAGUGGGAUGAUGCAUCAGGAAUGAUUCCUAGGGCAGAGCCUGUGGAUGACGGUUCUGUUGCCCACCAUCCAUGCGUUGAAGGCAAUGGUGGUGUUUUAUGCAUUGAAGGGAGAAAUGAUGUUGUACAGGAUACUCAGUCUAACAAUAAAGUUCCAUUUGAUGUGAACAAGCUUCCUAUAGAAACUCAAAAUCUUCUAGCUGUGUGCAAGAGGGAGAGAAUGGCUGAGUACCCAUCACCUGAAAAGGAUAGUAAUCGCAAGCAUGCGGAUGAGGAUCCUUCACCCCAAACAGAUAAUAAUCCAAAGCCUUUCUCUCAAAUAUACAAAAGAAGGCGCAAUAACUUGAACUCCAACAACUCUCAUGUUUCUGGAGAUUCAAUCCGAACAAACCAGGAUCCAUGCUCAUCCACAAUAACCACUGCUGCAACAACACUCCCGACGACAGCAGCAGCAGCAGCAACAACCACUACCAACGCUGCGCCGAAAAAACAUUUUCUGUCUGCACUGGUGGAGUUUUCUCUGCAAGAAUCUCUUGAAAAUAAGGAAAGUGUUACUCCAGAUUUUGAUGCUGAUAAUCUUGACUCAUCUGUGCCUCCAAGCUGUGCAAAGUACAUCAAACAGUUGCAAAGUGAGAUGCAAAAGGUUACUGUUGAAAAGGAGACAAUGAGGUUUGAGAUGAUGAGUGCUCAAGCCAUGAUCAACAUUCUGCAGUCUCGUUUGGACAUUCUCAGCAAAGAAAAUGAGGAAUUGAAGAAAAUGGUCGAAAAUGCUUAGGACUUUGUAUGAGUUUCAGAGUAAUGGUGCUUCAGCUUAUCGGAUAUUUUGUCAUUUUUCAGAGUAAGAAUUUUAGUUUCAGUUUCAGUUUCUUUUGGCUAAACUUGUCAAUGGCAUUUAAAACUUGUCAUUCUGUAGCUUAUGACUCUUAUUUACCCAUUGUUGUGAAAAUGGUCAUGUUAGU